Oncorhynchus mykiss (rainbow trout) is the source of this 3105-nucleotide messenger RNA. RefSeq names its product C-X-C chemokine receptor type 3-2. Gene Ontology annotation, molecular function: C-C chemokine receptor activity; C-C chemokine binding. The record is from RefSeq and is a predicted model, not a curated record. Lineage: Eukaryota; Metazoa; Chordata; Actinopteri; Salmoniformes; Salmonidae. Gene Ontology annotation, biological process: G protein-coupled receptor signaling pathway; cell chemotaxis; immune response. Gene Ontology annotation, cellular component: membrane; external side of plasma membrane.
AAAGAAGAGAGGAACGCGGGUGAGACUACGAGAAGAGUGUCCUGAGUCUGUGAAGGUGUUUCAGGUGUUCCGCUGUUUUGUUGGUAACAAUGGAUCACGUCAAGGCAACCACAGAUUACUAUAUUUAUGAAGACAACUACAGCUUUUCACCAGAAACAGGCAGUAGCCAAUCCAGUGGCGUGCCCUGCAACCAGGAUGGCAUCAUGGACUUCACCCGGAGCUACUCCCCUGUGGUCUACAGCCUGGUGUUUGUGCUGGCGCUGGUGGGUAACAUCCUGGUGCUGUGUGUGCUGAUGCGCUACCGCACCUCUCAGACAGGCGGGGCCUGCUCCUUCUCCCUCACCGACACCUUCCUGCUCCACCUGGCCGUGUCCGACCUCCUGCUGGCUCUCACGCUGCCCCUGUUCGCCGUCCAGUGGUCCCACCUGUGGCUGUUCGGUGUGGCCGCCUGCAAGAUUUCCGGAGCCCUGUUCUCUCUGAACCGCUACAGCGGCAUCCUGUUCCUGGCCUGCAUCAGCUUCGACCGCUACCUAGCCAUCGUCCACGCCGUCAGCACCGGCUGGAAACGCAACUCCUGCCAUGCCCAGAUUGCCUGUGCCCUCAUCUGGACAGUGUGCUUUGGCCUGAGUGGGGUGGACAUCGCCUUUAGACAGGUGGUGGAGGUGGAAGUGGGGCGCUCGGGGGAUCAUCAGGGCCUGCUGGUGUGCCAGACGGUGUUCCCCCACAGCUCAGUGCAGUGGCAGGUGGGGAUGCCGCUAGUCAACUUGGUGCUGGGUUUUGGGCUGCCCCUGCUGGUCAUGCUCUACUGCUACAUCCGUAUCUUCCGCUCCCUUUGCAACGCCUCGCGCCGCCAGAAGAGGAAGUCCCUUCACCUCAUCGUCUCCCUGGUGUCCAUGUUUGUGCUCUGCUGGGCACCCUACAACUCCUUCCAAUUGGCCGAAAGCCUGAAGAAGCUGGGCGUAAUUAGUGGAGGCUGCCAGUUUGGCCGCACGGUGGACAUCGGGAUCCUGGUGUCUGAGAGCAUGGGGCUGUCACACUGUGCCCUGAACCCGCUGCUGUAUGGCUUUGUGGGGGUGAAGUUUAGGAGGGAGCUGACCAGAAUGUGUAAGGGUCUGCUGGGACAGAGGUUCUAUCCAGGGAUGAACAGAUGGGGAGGACAGAGGAAACUUCGGAGGACCACUGGGUCCUUCAGCUCAGUAGAGAGCGAGAACACCUCCCACUUCUCUGUCAUGGCGUGAGCCAGCCACGUGCACAGAGAGGGGUCUACCUGUACCCGAGCACCUUUUUGUUGUUGUUCUGAACCCACAAGUCAUCGUAAAGUCGUCAAGUUCACCACCCCCAACCCCCCAUCCCAUUGGUCUGCCCUGUACAGAGCUUGCGUGUGCCUGGUAUCCAAACAUGCAUGGCUUGGGAUGCAGUCACCGGUCGAGUCUGUGUAGCAAGCUACCUAGUUUAAAUAUCAACAGUACUGCCACAGCAGCAUAACAUUUGAUCUGCAUCAUCAUCAAUAUUUUGUUUGGUCUACAUAGCCUACGCGCAGCAGAGAGGCAGAAGACCGAGAGGAGCAGCUGCAUUCAGGCUGUACGACCCUCUACGACCCUCUGACCCAACUCCAUCCCUUCAUCCCUUCGGGUGUUGCACAUGUGUGUCAGGGCAGCAGCAACACAGGUAGUCUGGACUUUAGCUAGCCACCAUAUACUAAAAUAUCCACACAGGCCACCAGCCAGCCAUAUACCGUAGCAUGAGUUAGAAGAGUAUGAAUAUUAUAGUAUAUAAUGAAGUUAUUAUUUAAGAGCAUUGAAGAGAAAUCACAAAAAAUGCUAGUUAACUAUCAGGUUUACAUCAAUCAUCAACACAAUGAUCAGCUGAUAGCCUAUCGUCUUUACCCAAUGUCAAUCAUGUGUUUAGGAGGCACUGUAACUAGCGUGCUUACAAUUUGAGUGAGUGUGUUGUUGCAGAAAUAAAGUUUUUUUUUUUUUUUUUUUUAUCUCUACAAAGGCAGGUAGUAUGUUAUGUAUUUAGAGAUGUACUUUUUUUAAGGUGGUUGUCACUAGUUAUCACAGCCAAAAAGGCUAAAUUGGCUCUAAUGUAAAAAUGUAUGAAAACAAAAAAUAACUUUUUGGUCUUAAUUUAAGGUUAGGGUUAAGCAUAAGGUUAAAAGUGUGGUUAGGGGUAAGGUUAGGUUUAAAAUCAGAUUUGAAGAAGGGGAGAAAGAGGGGAAUGUGGAGACUGACAUAAAAAGAGAGAGGAAGAGAGAAUACAAGACAAAAGGGGGGCAGGGAGUCAUGAAAAGACGGAACAGAAAUUGGAAUGAUUGUGAAACUGACAAAAUGGGGAAGAAAUACAGAUGUGCGCAUUGUGUCAAAGUGAGGAAAAAACGUAUGUUAUUUUGUUGUGAUUCAUUCCUCUGGUGCUUCCUGAUAGUUGCCUAGCUCAAAAUGAUGGUGCUUUUAAAGACCACACCUUCUCAGGACGGGGAAUUUUUCAUAUAGUAGCCUACUUUCGCUAUCUUCUUGUAAAUACAAUGUUGGGGUCAUUUUUGUUCAUGAGAUUCUAGAGUCCAUUCAAUCGCAUAGCCUACCAUGUUAACCCCAUCUGCCUCUAGUGUUUGGCUUUAUGAUAAAGUGAUGACUAUAAUUUCAAGGAACUGCUAAAUAGAUUUUUUUUAAAUGUUUGAUACCCACUCCCUCAAAAGGGCCAAGUCAUCACUAUAUGUGUUACUCAUAUAUUGCCUUGUAGUUUUGAAGGCAGCAAAUACUUUUUUUUUUUUUUUUUUUUUUACAUUUCAAAUCCUCGCAGCAAUAAUUUUUUCUUUAGUUGAUUGCUUCAUUUUGUCACUUGCUGAAGAGGGGAAACAAAGGUGUAAAGUUAUGACAGACAUGCAGCUUUACCUAUGGCAAACUGUCCACGUGUCCUUUGGUACCAGACUGUUGUUCAACAUUUGCUAAUUUACCUAUUUAGAUGAGAUUGUUAUCAAUCAGUCAGCACAACAGAUAUGUACAUAGGAUUGUAUGCAUGUAUUUCUAUGUUGUAGAAAUUUGAGAAAAUAGAAUAAAACAUUGGGGGAAAUGUAAUUUUCAUAUCAAUAAAUAAAUGAUAUGCAAA